This is a messenger RNA of Onychostruthus taczanowskii (white-rumped snowfinch), 1800 nucleotides long. RefSeq names its product NIMA related kinase 11 (gene NEK11). The record is from RefSeq and is a predicted model, not a curated record. Gene Ontology annotation, molecular function: ATP binding; protein kinase activity. Bases 1 to 1800 code for a protein of 599 amino acids. NCBI's taxonomy places the organism in Eukaryota, Metazoa, Chordata, Aves, Passeriformes, Passeridae. The transcript has 15 exons. Gene Ontology annotation, biological process: protein phosphorylation.
AUGCUGAAAUUUCAAGAAACUGCUAAGCAUGUCACUGUUGCCAGAUUUAAUUCUGCUUGCUCAGAUGCUGUGAUUGCAAGAAGAUACACUAUUCAGAGGAAACUUGGCAAUGGAAGCUUUGGAAGUGUGUAUUUGGUUAAUGACAGAAAAGCAAAACAAGGAGAAGAAUUAAAGGUCCUAAAGGAAAUCUCUGUAGGAAACCUAAAGCCUAAUGAAACAGUUGAAGCAAAUCUGGAAGCACAACUACUCUCCAAAUUAGACCAUCCAGCCAUUGUCAAAUUUUAUGCAAGCUUUGUGGAGCGAGAUAGUUUCUGCAUUAUCACUGAGUAUUGUGAGGGUGGAGAUCUAGACUUUAAAAUUCAAGAGUACAAAGAUUCUGGGAAGAUGUUCACUCAAAGUCAAGUAAUAGACUGGUUUAUACAGUUGUUACUUGGAGUCAACUAUAUGCAUGAAAGACGGAUACUUCACAGGGAUUUGAAAGCCAAGAAUAUAUUUUUGAAAGAUAAUCUUCUUAAAAUUGGAGACUUUGGGGUUUCUUGUCUUUUGAUGGGUUCAUGUGAUCUUGCAACUACUUUUACUGGGACACCAUACUACAUGAGUCCAGAAGUACUGAAGCACCAGGGAUAUAAUACAAAAUCUGACAUUUGGUCUCUGGGAUGCAUUUUGUACGAGAUGUGCUGUAUGAGCCAUGCAUUUACCGGACAGAAUUUUUUGUCUGUUGUGUUAAAAAUUGUGGAAGGUGAAACACCUUCUCUUCCUGAUAAAUAUCCAAGCAAACUGAAUGCUGUGCUAUGCAGCAUGUUAAAUAAGAAUCCUUCAUUGAGACCAGCAGCAGCAGAGAUCCUAAAAUCCCCUUAUAUUGAUGAACAACUGCAGAAAAUACAGUACAAGUUCACAAACAUGACUGUGAAAGACAAGGCACUUAACUGUCAGAAAGAAACUGCUCCCUUUUUUGGUGCUGUGCAGAAGAAAGUUCAUUUGCAAACUCUGCAGGAACUUUCUGAUGUUCAGAAAAUGACACCGCGGGAGCGAAUGCGGCUGAGGAAGUUAAAUGCUGCAGAUGAGAAGGCAAAGAAGUUGAAGCAGCUGGCAGAAGAAAAAUAUCAAGAAAAUAUCAAAAGAAUGCAAGAAUUCAGGUCCCGUAAUUUUCAGCAGCUGAAUGUCAAUGUCCUACAUGAAUCUGAUGAGCAGACUUCAAAAUGCCUCAUUCAUUCUCAGCCAGCCACUAUGGGCAGCUAUGUGUCCACAGGACAGGAUGAACCAAGAGGGAAUGAGACAAGUGAACUUGGCAUGUCUGAACUUACAGAUCAUGAGAUCCCUGAAGACCCAGAAAUUGCAGAAGAAUAUUAUAAAGAUGAGUUUGAAUCCUGUUCAGAAGACAGUGAAGAGGAGGAAGAUGCAGAAUUGUCAUGGACAGCCUCUAAGACAAAUCAUCAGGACAGUGAUAUGGAGGCAAUGGUUGAGUAUUUGGAGAGUGUCCUGAAUAGCAGCUCAUUGGGCUCGAGGACUGUCACCAGAGUGUCUCCAGGGGUGCCCCAGGGACUCAGAGCUCUCAACAGCACAAUGGCUGAGACCAAGCUGAAACGCAUGAGGGAAUCUGCCAUUGGGAAGCUGGGAGUGGAGGCAUUUGAGGCAGUGUACAGCUGCCUCAAGCAAGCAAGACAGCAGAAUGCCAGUGAGGAGGAGAUCAGGAGCUCUUUGGAGAAACUGGUUUCUAGAGCAAGUGAUUGCUUUGAAGUGGAUCAGCUGCUGUACUUCGAGGAACAGCUGCAGGCUUCAGAGCCACAUCUCCAGCUGUGA